Verruconis gallopava is the source of this 2671-nucleotide messenger RNA. RefSeq lists its product as uncharacterized. The record is from RefSeq and is a predicted model, not a curated record. Gene Ontology annotation, molecular function: ATP binding; protein kinase activity. NCBI's taxonomy places the organism in Eukaryota, Fungi, Ascomycota, Dothideomycetes, Venturiales, Sympoventuriaceae. The coding region runs from base 383 to 2608 and encodes 741 amino acids. Gene Ontology annotation, biological process: protein phosphorylation. The transcript has a single exon.
CAAAGACGAGGACGACCAAGGUCAUUGUUCCCGUCAUCUUCAUCCUCCUCGUCUUCCACGUCCUCUUCUUGCUCUAACCUUGGCAACUGACUUCAAAGGGCGUAGCUAGCGGCUCAUAGCUUCCCAACUUCUGUCCAUUUUUGUAUCCUUUCGCGCCCUAUCUACCUUGUCCUAUUCCGCUCUACUGCCUAGAAGGCCCCAUCCCCUUGACUUUCGACCAUCAUCCUUCACCUUCUUCUUAACUGUGUUUCUAUUAUAUAAUAUCUCCUCAGAACCUUGACCACAUAUAUCGCCUCUUUAGGCUCUCAAUUAUGCCACCUCACUUGUGAUGUACAGUCUAGCUUUUUGAACAUUGACAAGCCGUAUUUUCCGUCUCCGAUUCAUGUCGUUCUUCCGCAAUCCAAAUGAUGUCACUGAAUCAGAAGACCAGACAUGUAACAACGAGGAGUCGAGCAGAGUGAAUGACGACGAGGAGACGACCAAUGACAAUGAGCCGCAGAGCUCUCCCGUGAAAGCGUCUAAAGCGAGAAACUUGCGUAAGAUUGAGACCUUGGACUCCGCUGCAUCUGCUUCAACGACAGCUUUGUCGAGGCAGAUCACGCGUGACAAUGCCAACGGCAACCAAGACACCAAAGAGUGGCUCAUGCGUGCGCUUCUGGAGGAAAAAUGUCUGAACGAUGCGUUGUCCGAGUUCCAGCAACGCAACACCUCAGCUGAGCAGUACUCAAAGGACCAUCCGGAUGUGCAAGCACUCGCUCACGCAAAAUACGAAUACAUGACCACAACACUUGGACAGCUCAACGUUCUGCCCCCCGAACGACACGACUCAGCUACUCAAUUGAUCAAGCAACAAGCCCGCGAUGGUCUUGACGCACUAUCUAGCAAGAGCCCUACGCCUGGACGUCCAGGUAUCAUGCAUCGCGACGCAAGUCUCCUUAGCGUUCAUUCCGGAAUUCGAGAUCUUGUGGUCGCGGAAACGAGCAGUCCAAAUCGGCCCAUGUCAGCCAGUGCCCACUUUUACAAGCAAGAAGCUAUGAAUCAGAGUAUGGAUGCCAUCAUGUCUCUACCACCACUUCUAAGGCCUCUCGUGGAUCAUCCCAUGUUCGAGCUGUCUCGGUAUACUCGCGACUUUGUUGAGGUGGGCAUGAUCGGGAAAGGUGGUUAUGGCAAGGUGUACCAUGUGCAGCACCGCCUGGAUGGCUCAGCCUACGCAGUGAAAAAGAUCAAUCUUAAUGUCCACCGCUUGAAGCGCAUCCAGGAACGAGGACAAGAAGAACUUGACACCCUCCUCAAUGAGCUGCGCAUGCUUGCCAGAUUCGACCACCCAAAUAUCGUACGAUACUACGGGGGCUGGCUCGAAUACAUGACGUCAACCACCUCAUUUCCCUCACUUGCGCCAAACAGCAAGCUCAUGAUUGAGGCUCCACCGACCUUAUUGGAAGAUGCAAAUGUCAAUGCUGAACGUAAGGAUUAUGGACAUGGCCAAUUCAUUAAUUUUCGAGAUCCAAACAACAUAUCACGCCACCAUUCACGCAAAUCUAGCGUCGAUAUUUUGUUUGAGCGUAGCGGAGGCGAGAUUUUGGGUGACCUGGAUGAAAUGGACGAGCAGGACGAUCUCGUUGCGGAGCUUCAGCCCCAGAUCAAAAUUGAUAAAAAGAGAGCCGGUAGCACUAGCACGACCGCGUCUGUAAAGUCGAAGCUGAGCUCUGUGCAUAGCAUUGGAUUAGAAGAUGAUGGAAAUUCUGAAGCGAUUGCUGGAGACGCAGGAAGUAGCUCAGCACUACAAAUUCUGCGUACAACCGACUCCAGCAACUCAGGCGUUGCGUCGACAAGUGAUUAUCCUGACUUUGGACGUAAGCCUGAGCCAGAUUCUCUGCUCACGCUGCACAUACAAAUGUCACUGCAUCCUCUGUCGCUAUCAGACUACCUCUCCACCAGCCUGUUCUCCAACACGGCCAGGAAAUCAUCACCAUCACCACCUUCAUCGCCAGGAGCUCGUCACACAAGGCACUGCUUCCACCUUGAAAUUUCACUUCAGAUUUUGCUUGCUAUCUUAGACGGUGUCGAAUACCUACACGAGAGCGGCGUCGUGCACCGAGAUCUUAAACCCUCGAACGUGUUCCUCACACUAAAUCCAUCACGAACACCUUCGUCCAUCGAUCUUUCAAAGUGUAUACAAUGUCGUUUAGAAGGCCGCAGACGCAGUGGCUUUCUCGGGGCGCGAAUCGGUGACUUUGGACUCGUCACAGGGAUUGCUCGCGCCUCGUCCUCCGAUCCUCAUGCUGCGACGACCGCAAAGGUGGUGGGCACCGAACUGUAUCGCCCCAUACGUGCAGUGUCAAGGUUCACAGAGAAGUUGGACGUCUAUGCGAUGGGUAUAAUCACGGCAGAAUUGCUCAUCCCUUUUGGAACACGAAUGGAGAGGCAUCAGAGAUUACAGGAAAUUCGGAACGAGACGUUUGACGAUACUGUUCUAACACUUCGGUACGGCGAACAUGGAAGGGCAAUGUUUGAGCUGAUUAGAGGCAUGACUCGUGCAGACGAGCACGCAAGGCUAGCGUGUAGGCAGGUCAGAGAGCGUGUGGAGGAAAUAUUGUUCGCGUUGUAGACCAACGCUAUUUCUGGCCAGUUGAUAUACAAAUACAAAAAAUACAUUGUUCACAUUCAAAGA